Molecule: messenger RNA, 1431 nt
Organism: Culex pipiens pallens (northern house mosquito)
Lineage: Eukaryota; Metazoa; Arthropoda; Insecta; Diptera; Culicidae
Product: nuclear receptor corepressor 2
Exons: 6
Coding region: 354-1058 (234 amino acids)
Source: RefSeq, a predicted model, not a curated record
CCGACACGACACGAGGUUCGUCACUUGGCCAGCAUUGCAGUCGUCACCCAAGCGAGCCUGCGACCGACCGAUUCGUGCCAGCCGCGAUCCAUUCGUGAUCGAGCAGUUGACUGAUAGUGAUAGUGAUCUAGUCGUGGCUUUGAAGAGUGCGUGGGAGAGUGAAUCGAUUCCGGAUCGCGAAAAGAGUGCGAAACUCCCCGGGCAAGAGAAAAGAGUUCAACGGAAGAAAGGAACUAAGGAGAAGCCUCGACGGAGGCAAUCGACACAGGUCACGUAACUCAACGGACGAACGAAGGCAGCAAGCAACGUGGUUUUCGAGAAGAAGAAAAAUAAAAGCUAGAUCAACAGCCAAGAUGCAUUUUACGAAAACGGCUUCCGUGAUGGUGAUCACCCUGCUCUGCCUGGCGGCGGUCACUUCCGUGCACUCACAGGACGGUGGUGGUGGGGCGGCCAACAGCCGGAACAACCUGCUGCUGCGACGGGGCAACAUCGGCCGACAGAACCCGCUGGCCAAGACGACGACCACGACGCCACCGCCCGAGUACGCCGAGGACGAGUACGUGGACGAGGAGGGCGAGCAGCCCGAGGGUGACGAAGCCGGCGAGGAGGCACCGGCCGCCGGCCGGGGUCCGCUGGUGACGACGACCACCACCACCACCGAAGCGCCCAGGAAGAACCUGCGGCCAAGCAUCCGGCCGUUCCGCAGCAACGACGAUCUGCUGUCGGCGCUGAAGAAACGCCGCCUCGACGCCAAGAACAACAAGCCAGCUCCCCCCAAGGAGAGGGUUUACGACGACGAGGACAUCCCUGCCCCGGCACCAGCCAAAUCCUCCGCCAAGGCCCCAGCAAUCGGUAAAAUUGCAGAUAAUGUUGUUUUUUCUUUAACGAAACUGCCAAAGGGACGCCGCUUCGGACCAGUCCGCAAGGAACCUGAGCAGAACGCCGCUCCGUCGGAACAGAACGAGCAGAGCAACAACAGCAACGGCAGCGAGGGAACCAGCGGUGUCAAGUCGCUGACCAGUCGCCUGGGCCGGUCCCGGUUUGCGUUGAAGCAAUAGGGGCGCAGCGAGCGAGAGAGGGUUAGGCGACUUUUAACUGAAAUUUUUACACCUACCUAAUUGUUUAGUUUGAUAAGAUUUUAAGGUUCUCCUGCGACAUGUGCUCACACAGUUUCAUUUUUUGUACUUUUACCCUUUACUCUGAUUAUCUUUUUUUUGUUUGUUUAGAAAAGUGCAUUUCUCCUUCAAGAAUUAGAAUUUCGUCGAAUAUAUAGAAAAUGUAAGGUAAAAUUCGUUAGGACAAGAGUGCAUUCACUGCCAACACUGCCAUCCGAGAAGGUGCGUUUUUAGAAGCAUGAAAUGAGUGCACAGGUUUUACUUUUCAACAAAUUGUAAAAUGAAGAAUUGAAAUAAACAGAAUCUAAAUUAAAAA